Messenger RNA from Didymodactylos carnosus, 936 nucleotides. Lineage: Eukaryota; Metazoa; Rotifera; Eurotatoria; Philodinida; Philodinidae. The record is from the annotation of a GenBank genome assembly.
AUGGGCAGACCAGACUUUCGUGGUGGUGGCGAUCGUGGAGGCAGAGGCGGCGGAUUCCGAGGAAGAGGAGGUGAUCGAGGUGGUAGGGGUGGAACACGUGGUGGUGGCGACUUUAAAAGAGGCGGUCCCGGAAGAGGCGGUGGAAGAGGACGUGGUGGACCACGAGGAGGUGGACGCGGUGGUGGCGGAGGAGGCAGAAAAGUAGUUGUCGUGCCUCACCGACAUCCUGGAGUUUUCAUCGCGAAAGGCAAAGAUGAUGAUAUGUUGUUAACAAAAAAUCUUGUUGUUGGCGAAAGUGUUUAUGGUGAAAAACGUAUCAGCGUUGAUGCUGAGAAUGCAGAGAAAAUUGAAUAUCGUGUAUGGAAUCCAUUUCGUUCGAAAUUAGGUGCAGCUAUAUUAAGUGGAGUUGACAGUAUUCAUAUGCCACCCGGUGCAAAAGUAUUAUAUUUGGGAGCAGCCAGUGGCACAACGGUCUCACAUGUUUCUGAUAUCGUUGGACCAACCGGUCUUGUAUAUGCAAUUGAAUUUUCUCAUCGCUCUGGACGAGAUUUACUUAAUGUAGCGAAGAAACGUCCAAAUAUAAUUCCUAUAAUUGAAGAUGCACGUCAUCCACAUAAAUAUCGUAUGCUUAUUGGAAUGGUUGACACAAUGUUUGCCGAUGUUGCACAACCCGAUCAAGCACGAAUAUUAGCAUUGAAUGCCCAUCAUUUCCUUAAGGAUGGUGGAAAUUUUGUUAUUUCUAUUAAAGCAAGUUGUAUUGAUUCAACUGCAGCACCCGAAGCUGUGUUUGCAGAGGAAGUAAAAAAAUUACAAAGUGAAAAACUGAAACCAAAAGAACAAAUAACUUUAGAGCCAUACGAGAGAGACCACGCUAUAGUUGUCGGCACCUACAGGCCGCUAGGAAAAGCGAAAAAAGAAGUCAAUCAGAAUGAAUAA